This is a messenger RNA of Dovyalis caffra, 297 nucleotides long. NCBI's taxonomy places the organism in Eukaryota, Viridiplantae, Streptophyta, Magnoliopsida, Malpighiales, Salicaceae. The record is from the annotation of a GenBank genome assembly.
AUGGCAUCCAACACAUUUUCGAGCUGUCUACUUGAUACAAGCUUUGAUCUCGAUGAGGCUCUAACUUUGCCUGAGAAUUUUAGCCAACAAAUCACACAUUCAAACUCGCUCCUAGCUGAUAUUCCAACGGUACUUAUUACAGGUGAUGUUGUUUGCGCAGUUUGCAUGGAGGGUUUCCGAUCAGGUAUAGGUGGAAAAAAGGUCCCAUGUGGGCAUGUCUACCAUGAAGCUUGCAUCUCUUCCUGGCUCUCUCACUGCAACUCUUGCCCUCUCUGCCGCUGUGAAAUCUCCAGCUAG